Chilo suppressalis (striped riceborer) is the source of this 7541-nucleotide messenger RNA. NCBI's taxonomy places the organism in Eukaryota, Metazoa, Arthropoda, Insecta, Lepidoptera, Crambidae. The record is from the annotation of a GenBank genome assembly.
UGACAGAGUAAUACUAUCAAAUUUCUAUGGACAAAUUCUAAAUUAUUUUUGUUUGUGCUCCGUUUUUAGUAUUUUUAUUUAAGAUUUUUCUAGAUAAUAAUGUCAGCACCUCAUAGUGACAAUUGGCAGGGCUGCGAUCGCCCCGACAUUUGUUACUCAUCGUUGAGACUUCUCAAACAAACGUAUGCCCCACUACCACCAAACUAAUCGAGGAUGAAGGACACAAACCAGGGGAUGGUAGCCAUCAUCCAAGGGCUGCAGGACGCAGGUCUGGCUGUCACGUUGAUAGGUCGUCGGAUCGGCAACGGUGUUAAAACUUCUGCUAUCCACGGCAACCUUCCUUACGCCAAGUCCUCAGUGGAGACGCAAUCAUCUUACCAUCCGUCUGCGAACACAAACAAUACAUCUCAACUGUGUGAUGACCGCUACAUAAGCAGCUAUCAGGUGGCACAUUGCAAUGCGAAGCCGAUAUCUUCAGAACCAAAUUCGCCAGAGUUUCCGAGACAGAGGGACGAAGCCAGCACCACUGAAGGUAAUUUCGCGAUUGGCACUCGUGAAAAUUUCAGCAAUCAUGCGCCGAUUAAAAUCAGCUUCCACCAAAGGAACAUAUAUCGAAGCCCGCAAAGAGAAUUAUCUACACAAUUGUCGAGAGAAACAGAAGCUUUCGUUAACUCCUUGAGAAAAUACCCGAGCGUGUCUCCCGAAAGGCAUCUAUCUUCGGAAUUCCUACAACGACUCAUAACAUACACUCAAGUCUCAAAGAGUUCAACCCGUUCAAGGAUAACGCGUAAACUUCGAAGCAAAAUUCUCGCGGAGACUUCAAAAGAUGGCGUCAGAUCAGUUAAACCAUCCAAAAGCGUUCAGACUUACACUCGAUUACUGUCUAAAACAAGGGACAAGGAAAAUACUGAUACUAGAAGAUCCAGAAGAAUUAUGACUAGGGCCAAAGACGUUCACAUCAGCACGACCUACAACUAUUUGGGGACUCCCCGGCGAUUCGGUGCUAGAGCAACCGAUGUGCGGUACUUGAGCGACGUAACCAGAUGCCUGAGAGACACUCUGAGGCAGUUCUGCGAUGAUCAGACGCAGGUGUGUCCCAGCGUACAAAGCCGGUACAGCCGUCACAGAAGGGAACAUCACCAUGAUUACAUGGAACCGCGGUCGAGCACGGAUUCCAACAACAUGGAAGCCCAAGUUUCUAUACCUGUGGUGUCGAGAGGUGUAUCUUGCCUGUCGUCCUGCGAAGCAAUGCCUGGUACAUACAAUCCGAUAUGCCCAUCAAAACCAAAACUGUGUUGCUACUGUCAGGAACCUGUACCAUGCAAUUGUAGAUCUUCGAAAGAAGAAAUAUUUCAAAGAAAACUAGAAAACAUCAUUACUUCUUGGCUACAAGAUCUGCCAGUGUCUUGCAAUGAUAAACCACAAAGUAAAGCCAUAAGAGAAAAUAAAAUUCUGGAUUUGAUUGACAAAUUAAAAACAUUGGAUUACGAUGAUAAUUUCGAGGAAAAUGCUAAGAACGAAAUAUUGGAAUGCGUAGACAAUUUACCAAUUUGGCGUCCAGCUGAUGAACGCGAUCGGGAAAUAUUUAAAAUGCAAAUCGUGGACAAUUUAAUGGAUAAAAUAAGAAUCUUGGAAAGUGACAAAGAAAAAGGCAGAGAAGAAAUUGCGCAAUGGCUAGAUAAUAUUUCUAUUAAAUCUCGGGAUAGCCAAGGAAACCUCGUUGAUAAAAACGACACAAAAGGCAAACUGACAGAGAAGUUGGUGGCUUUAGUGUUGAAUCUACCUUCAGGCGAAAUUAUGAAACAAGAACUGCUUAAGAUAUUGAAUGAAUUUCCAAUCAAAGUUAAAGAAGAUGAAAGUAAUUAUAAAGAUAAUCUUGCCCUAAUCUUAACUGAAAAAUUGCAGACACUAAGUUUAAAAGACGCUAGAAGAGAUAGUUAUAUAAGUGGGGAAUAUGAGAAACACAUCUUAGAUUGGCUUGAAGAUUUACCAGGAGUCUCUAAAAGUAACAUCACAAAUAUACAAAAAAACAGAAAACGAGCCAAAUCACUCACAAAAAAACUUCAACAAUUACUCUCACGAGGAAUCCAUACCAAAGAUAUUCAUGACAAAAUGCAAGAGGAAAUUUUUGGCUGGCUUGAAAGUAAUACAGAAAAUGUUGAUUCUCAAACUAAGAGUAAGCUAUCUGAGAAAUUAAUUAAUAGUUUAGCUAACAAUGUACAAAGCAGAGGAGCUAAGGGGACACCCGAACACUGCAAAGACAUAUUAACGGAACAGAUUUUAGAGUGGUUAGAAGAGAUACCAGAACUAUCAGGUAGUAAAUUAGAAAAUCAAAACAUGGCUGAAAUUUUAGCUAAUAAAUUACGAACAAAUAUUAGCAACGGCAAUAAACAAAUUGACAUAGAAAAUGAAAUUUCAAAUUGGCUGCUUGAUACGUUACAAAACAAAGGGGAAAAAUUAGAUGCAAUUGAUCAAAACAACUUGAUGAAAAUGCUUGCCAGAAAAUUAGACUCGGUAUCAGAAAUCGAACAUAUGAAUAAAGAUCUCACCCAUAAUAUAUUAGAUGUACUUGCAGAAAUCCCUGGUUUAAAUGUAACAACAAAGGAAAUUAAAAAUUUAGCCAAUCAGUUAGCAGAUGUUUUUAAUGAGUUAAGACCAAAUGACAAGGAAAAUAUUAAAGAAAAUAUGGACAGUCGAAUAGUACCCUGGCUAUCUAAUCUUUCAAGAUUAACAGAUGUAAAACUGACUCCUAAAGACAAAGAAAACUUAGAAAAUAAAUUAUUAUCUGUCAUAGAAACUACUUCCAAGCAAAGGAAACGUUGGAGCAUACAAGAAAAUUUUAGCGAUUCUAUCAGUAAUAGUAUUUCAGAUAUGUUGGAAGAUACUUAUAUAAAAGAUAAUAAUAACAAUAAAAGGAAAAGACUAAACAAAAUUUCCGACUUGACUAAUGAAGUUGCUAACAAAAAACAAAGUUCAGAUAAGUAUGAUGUAUUAACUGAAAAAGUAGAUAUUUCGGAGGAACAAGUAAGCUCACCAGCCAAACAAUCAAAACAUAUUGCUAAUGAUAGAAUAAAUAAAAGUAAUAAUACAAACUAUCCAAGUAUUUUACAGGAAACCGAACUAAAACACUCAAUACAAGAAAAUGUAAAUAACAUCCUUAAUGGCACUAAAACAAAAAUUGAAAACAAAGACGAAGUUGAAUCGACCAUAUCCAAUAUUCUUGCUGACCAAGCAAUGCGUGGCGAAAAUAUUGAACAAACACAAGCACGUUUAUUAAGUGUGCUAAAAAUUUCAAACAUGCCUGAAAUGGAAUCAAAUAGAAUUGUCAAUCAAUUAUUAGAAAUAUGGAAAGAACUGUCUAUAGAUUCCGAAAUUAAGCCACACAAAACACCGAUUUCUCAAUCAUUUUCAUCUAUAGAAAGGGACACAUUUAUUGACAGUGCUCAAAAUGAAAUUUUUGAUUUUACUAGAAGCUUAACAAAUGACAACAGCCUGCUUGCCACAAAAAAAUGGAAAAUGGCUGCAGCAGAACUUGCAGAACAAGUAAGUAAUAUAUUAUUUGACUCAAGCAUGACAUCAGCUGAUAAAGAUAAAUUGUUAAACCACAAAGUCUUACGAUAUUUUCAAGGUAUAGACUUAAAACAUAGUCAAAGACCAUAUAAUCAUUCUAAAGAACUUGUGAGUAGAUUACAAAACCUAGCUUUUGCAACAUCGACGCCACGGAAUUCAAAUGCGGCUGAAAAUACGUAUUUUCCUCCUCAUAAACAAUCUGAAGAUCUCUCGAUUUCUUUGAUUGCUGAAAACAGUACUUUUAGUAAGUAUAAAAAACAGCAUCCAGUAUCUAUAGAAGACAAACAAUACAUGUCACAGCUUGAACACAAAAUUAAUAGUUGGUUGCAUAUUAUGCCAAAUAUGUUUGGUAUAGAAGAUAAUAAAAGCAUCAGGGAACUCAUGAUUAAAGACCUGGUUGCUGAUAUUGUAGAUAGGCAAAAAUACUUGCAAUUAAAUCCUGAGCUUAAAACUGCAGAGGAAGAAGAAUUGGAACAUUUAAAGUACCAAAUCUUCCGAUGGCUUAAUAAGUUACCAAAUAUUAAGGAUCUCAUGCCUUAUAUCGAUAAAACACAAGAGUUAAUGAAACUUAUAAAAGAAGUUCCAGUUCCUCAGUUUAUCAGGGAUAAGAAGCCUUACAAAUAUACUGUGCAUCAUUCUAAAUCAAAAAAUGAUUCUAUUUUUGAUUCAAUAUGUGAUGGAGUAUCAAAUUGGAUAGAAAAAACCCCUUCUUAUCUUUUAACAUCUAGCGAUAAAAAAUAUCAUACCGAAAUGAUUAAAGAGUUGGCCAAUAAUAUAGAUCAGUAUCAAAUAAAUAAUACCUUGACGGAGACAACUUUGGACAAUCUUAUUUUAAAAUGGUUGGAAAAAAUGCUAAAUAGUAGUAAGCAAGCACUAGAAAAUAAUUCAAAAGGGUUAAAGGCUGCGUUAAUUAAUAACGGAAUAGUAUCACUUUCAGAUAGUGAUUCAAGUAAGGUAUCAAAUUAUAUGCAUCGUUCUAAUUCGGCUGAUAAUUUUCAAGUAAUUCUUGAUGAUUGGAUUAAAACCUUGCCUUUAAAAUCUAGGACUUCAACAGACAUUAAAAAAAUCGAGGUCCUCAAAAAAGACCUAGCCGAUAAGCUGAAAAAAAUACAACAACAAUAUCCAAAAGGUUCUGAAAAUUAUGAUAGCAAAAUUAAAAAGGGUAUUGAGAAAUAUCUGCAGCUGCUUCCUAUAAAUCCAAUGAAACGACAAGACCAGUCAUUUUUACGACAAAAGGUGAUGGAAUUAUUUGAAAAAUUAAAAUAUUUGCAUUCUGAGUCUAGAUUCCAUAAAACGUCAAUAAGCAAUGAAACUGUUAAGACGAUAAUCAACAACUGGGCUUCUAAAUUACCACUGAAACCAGGGAAAUAUAAAAAUAAUAUUAAAAAAGAUAUUGAUCAAUUCACGUAUGAUAUAUAUGAAAAGAUAAAAAGUAAUAAUGUGAAAGAUUCAUAUGCUGAUAUAGAAAAACAGAUAAAAGAAUUUCUGAAAAAAAUACCCCUACAAAUGCACUCAAAUAUUAACAAUCACGUAAAUGACCUUAUGAAUAGUAUAUUAGGUUUUAUUCAAUCUUUAACACCGUUGAAUUUUGAAAAUUCAACAAAGAACUCUCAAAGUGACAUAGAAAAUUUGUUCGACAAUCUUCCUAUGUUCUGUGGUAAUAAUCCAGAAGAAAUCGAAGAUUUAAAAAAAAUUAAACAAAAUAUUGUUAACAAGUUUUCAAAUAAAAUAGGAGCUCUAAAUAUGAAGCCUGAUAUAAUUUAUGAUAAGACUCUGUAUGAGAAUUUGUUGAAAGAAGAAAUAGAUGAUAUACUUUCCAACUUACCACAAAUACCUCAAGUGCUUAACAACGUUGAUUUACUUAAGGAUAAUUUAAUUGAAAAAGCUAAGCAUGUGAAUCAAAAGACACAAAAUGAAUUGGCAGGGCAUACUUACAAGCAACAACUUCGAGAUGCUAUAUCGUCUUUACCUUCAGUCGAAAAUUUAGCAGCGGGCGAAAAGGUACCAUUUGAAAUCCUGAAAGACAAUGUAGCUGAUGCUUACAUUAACCUGCAUUAUACACCCAAUAGCGAAUCAAAAGAUAAAUAUAAACAAAAAAUAAGAGACGAAAUAAACAAAUUUUGCAGCGAUUAUUUAAAACGUUUUCCCGCAUCACCUAUGGACGCCAAACAACUAAAUCAAGAAUUAUACUGUGCUUUGCAAAAAGUUCCAAGACCAAAAGAUGAUACAAUAAAAUCCCAAGUAGAGCAAGUGCAAAUAAAAGACCAAAUACACGAAUGGCUAAAAGACAUACCUUUGAAAAACAAAUCACCUGAGCAGCAAUUGCAGAAAAAUAAAAUAGUUUCAGUUUUGGCAAAUAUAUUACAUGAAAUAGAAAAGGAAAAAAAUAAUAAAACUGACGCUGACAUAGAAACUAGAAUGAGACAAGAUAUAGUAAAGUGGAUUAAAAGACUUUCAUUAACAUCUGAUGAAAAAAAACACAUCGAUGAAAAGGCAGAUGAACUAAUUAAUAAGUUAAAAUCUACAGAAAGCAGCAGGAGAAUCAGUAUUUCCAAUUUAAAUGAUAAAAUUGAUGCAGCGAGCGAACACAAGUCAUCACAAUAUCAGAAUCAAAUACCACAGUCUACUCUUUCUAAAGAAGACAGAGCACACUUAGAACGAAUUCGACAAAGAGCCCAAAGACCACAGUAUACGCCACCAGCCUGUCUUUGCAAGGACGCAUCUGUCAGUCCCAUACCAGUAGAUGAAAGCAGUCAAACCGAAAUUAGAGUUGGACAGCGUCAACCUUUAUCUCCAAAUAUAAAUAUAAACGAGUAUAAUUGGGAAUCGAUGGAUAGCGCUUCAAAAACUUGGGAAUCUCGCAAAGAAUCAGAACUUCAUAGUCACAUACCUUUGCCAAGCGCACUUAACGUUAGUAAACAGCAAAUGGAAUCUUCAUCAGAAAAUGUAACUCCUCAGGAACAAAGUCUGGCCUGGUCCCAGUCGUUCGCAGGUAGAAAUUCAAAUAUUAUUCCGCCAAAUCAAUUCGGAUCUCUACAAUCAUCACCAUAUUUAAUGACGCCAACUCCUUGUAUCUCAAAACCUCCUUGUGCUUCGCAAUUUCAGAACCAGUACUUGAUACCCGCUCCAACUUAUACAGAGCCACAACCUCCUUGUAUUCCUUUAUCCUGCAUCUCUACGCAACCAGCUUGUGCAUCAUUAGCAAAAUCUAAUACGUCAUCUCCAUCUUUAUCGUUACGUCCAUCGGUGCAUUAUGAAAAUCCGCAUCCACCAUGCCAGCGGCCCUUUUCGGUUUUGUCUCAAAAACCGUGUCCUGUUUUUCAACCACCUUACAUACCACCAUCUGCAAGCGCUCCCCCACCUUGUACGUUGCAACAAGCUCCUAUAACUCCAUUGCCAUCAACGUUGCAAAUGGGGCUUAAUCAUUCACAUGCCCCUCCAUAUCUAUUUCAAAAUUCACCUCAGGGAGAAAGUCGAAAACCUCAAUUUUGUAUGAAACCAUCUGAUUUCUCGAGAGGGUCCUGCCCCGCAGAAGAAUUCUCUCAGCUCCGACGACUUAGAUGUCAACCUUUAGUAACGAAAGGUGCUAUGGAUGAUGUACCACCUUGUGUAACAAACAAGUUUGCCAAUCAAUCGCCUGAAUGUGAUAGCAAACAAACAGAAAAUGAAGAUUGGGGCCUAUCAUGUGCAAAAAGAGGACCUAUUACAGUACCACUUCAAAGUCAAGAGUUUUCAAGAGAUAGAAAUAAUGACAAAGAAAAAUAUCGUUCCCGAGAGCGCUGUCAAGGAAAAUGUUCAGGAAGACGACCCCGCAACUUUAAUCGCCGUCCAUGCCUCACUACAGAUUCGAUGCAAUAUUGCUCAAAAUGCUGUGGAGUCCACUGUCCUCAUCCUAGUUAUUUAUACUUCAAAUAGUGUUGUUUUUGAAUUGUGUUUGACUAUAAAAUGUAUAUUAUUAUUUUUUUCUUCAA